This is a messenger RNA of Zophobas morio, 2573 nucleotides long. It is a transcript of the gene Chpf, whose product is annotated as Chondroitin polymerizing factor. The record is from RefSeq and is a predicted model, not a curated record. NCBI's taxonomy places the organism in Eukaryota, Metazoa, Arthropoda, Insecta, Coleoptera, Tenebrionidae. Gene Ontology annotation, cellular component: Golgi cisterna membrane. The transcript is spliced from 6 exons. Gene Ontology annotation, molecular function: glucuronosyl-N-acetylgalactosaminyl-proteoglycan 4-beta-N-acetylgalactosaminyltransferase activity. Bases 265 to 2484 code for a protein of 739 amino acids.
UAAAUUCCCAAAAUACGAAAAACGCGUAAGAAAUUGGCAAUAAAUAAAAACAACGUCAUUAUUUACUUUCAGUGGCCGCCAAAACAGUGCCCUACUUUACCACAACCCAUAACCUAAAAAUGUUUAAACCAAAGUUCAACAACAAGCUUUUAACGUAACGUUGCUAAGUUUUAACCAAUUUACUCACCACUGAAGAGAUUGUCGUUUGCCACCUCUAAACUAGCUAGUGCCCCCUUUUCAGCCACUCGUCAACCUAACCUCAAAAUGUUCAAAAGCACCAAAAAGUUCGUUUCAAACAACAUCUACGUAUUCGUGGGGAUCCUCAUAGGUUUGUACGUGUCGUCUCUCUUGUCUGACUCUCUGGAGCCGCUAUGUGCCCCCCAAAUCCACGAACCCGUUCUAAAAAACGAAGCCUUGAGAAACAAGGUCGUGCCUAAAGUGAACCCCCCGAAGAAAACCAGCGCCACUCCGAAAAAAAGCAAGCUGGUGCGACCGCGGUACUACUCCACGGAGCUCGGGAUACGAGAGAAGCUGUUCGUGGGGAUUUUUAGUUCAGAGGAAAAAGUGAAUACUCAAGUCGUACCUUUAAACAAAACAAUAGGGAAAUUGGUGGAUCAAAUCAAGUUUUUUAUUACCGCUCAGUAUAAACUGAAGACUAAGUUUAAUCUUAGUGGGUUAGUCGGGUUUACGGACACGAGAGCGAAAUAUCGGCCGUUUCAAGUUUUGAAAUACAUUGGGGAUAAUUUUGCUCAAGACUACGACUACUAUUUUUUAGCGCACGAUUAUACGUUUAUAAACGCACGUAAAUUGAACGACAUAGUCAAGAAGAUUAGCGUAAGCAUGGAUGUGUAUUUGGGGACCCCAAUUACCGAUGGUUCCUACUGUAAUUUAGACGCUGGGAUUAUUUUAAGCAACACUGUGAUGAAAGCGGUUCGCGACCACUUGGACUGGUGCGUCAUCAAUGCAAUCUCUGAAGACCAUAGCGAAAAUAUUGGUAGGUGCGUCCACCACAGUAUUGGUUUGACGUGUCAGAAGUCAAUCCAAGGCCAGACUGUGGAUACUUUCAAGCUCAAACAUUUCGAGCUCAACCAACACCUGCUAGAGUUGUCUAAAAAAGAAGAGUUCAAUGAGGCUGUAACUAUACACCCUAUUCUCGAGGGCGAGAAUUUUUUUUUGCUCAAUGCGUACUUUCUAAAGCAAAGACUGGAAAACAUAAAAAAGAAGAGCGAUCUGUUGUCUGAGGAUUUGACCGAAGUGUGGCCCCCAGGGGCGCGUCCUGGGGCCAAACCGGCCACCAGAUUCGACGUACCAAAGCAGUUUUACUUUAACAUGACUCACAUGUUCUUCCCUGACGAUUUUACCAACGUCAAACCACACACAACUGCAGACUUAAAAGAUAUUGAGUAUAUUAUAGAAGAAGUAAAACUUCGCUACCGCUCCGAACACGCCGGAAAAUUCCAAUUCCGGCGUCUAGUCAAUGGUUACCGCACCUUCGACCUCAGCCGCGGCAUGGACUACACCCUGGACCUGGGGUUCCGGGACCUCAGCACUGGCAAGGAGGUCGUGAAGAGGUUCGAGGUUUGUAAACCUCUGGGGAAGGUUGAGUUCGUCCAGGUGCCCUACGUCACGGAGAAUUCUCGGGUUACUAUAAUACUCCCGGUCCAAGAAAGCGAGAUCGAGUUGGCCUUGGAAUUUUUGCGGGGGUACUCGAGCGCGAUAAUGGACCGCAAAGAGAAGAGUUUUCUUAUGUUGGCACUGCUGUACCAAGCCGAGUCUAGUAAUAAAGGGACUGGUGAUGUUUUCUACGCUGUUAAGAAUUUUGCUACGCGGACGACGAAUAAGUACAAGAACGAGGAUAUUAAGAUCGCGUGGGUGUCGAUCAGGUUGCCCACAUGGCCGACGAUGGUUAAGAUGGAGGAGUAUAGGGUGCUGGAUUUCGGGGUGGCGGAUUUGGCCUUGAAGAAGAUCGGGUUGGACAGUUUGGUUCUGAUCCUAGACGUCCAUACCAACAUCACGGGUGACUUCUUGAAUCGAGUUCGCAUGAACACGAUCCCGAAUUUCCAGAUUUUCAGUGCUAUCCCGUUCAGGCAAUACAACCCGAAAGUGUCCCAGUCGCAGGGACUAGAGAUCAACAAAAACAACGGCCACUUCGACAAGGAAGAAUACCGCUACAUAUCGUUUUACAGCAAAGAUUACGUCACAGCCCGGAAACAGCACCAGAAGCUGCUCCCAAUCGUGCGCGUGGACAACGACAUCGCCGACAUCCUCGCCGAAGAGUACCGAAGCUUCCCCGGCACCAUCUUCGGGAUGUUCGUGGAGUUCGGGGGCGAGCUGCACGCCAUGCGCGCCACCGAACUAGGCCUCAAGGUCAAAUACCACCCGCCCCCGCCCCACUCCGACCGGUGCAACCUCUUCAUCGCCAGCCCCUCCCAACUCGGCCGCCUCCUCCUCUCCCAGCAAAGCCAAAUCGCCGAACUCCAAUAACCCCGCCCUAACUCCGCCCAAAAACCUCUCAAGUUUGCAGUAUGUAUUUGUAUCAAUAUCAUACAUAAUAGAAUAUUUCAUGUAACAAA